Ziziphus jujuba (common jujube) is the source of this 1181-nucleotide messenger RNA. Its product is annotated as mitochondrial ATP-independent inner membrane protease subunit 2. NCBI's taxonomy places the organism in Eukaryota, Viridiplantae, Streptophyta, Magnoliopsida, Rosales, Rhamnaceae. Bases 222 to 839 code for a protein of 205 amino acids. The record is from RefSeq and is a predicted model, not a curated record. Gene Ontology annotation, molecular function: serine-type endopeptidase activity. The transcript is spliced from 6 exons.
AAACAUAUUUUUAUUUUAUUUUAUUUUAUUUUGAGGAAACAGGUACAGCAUUUGUUUUGCAUCGACUAGAUCGUGUUAGAAAUAAAAGAUAGCGAAAACCCUCGCGAGAGAGUAGCGAAAAAGGAGUACUUUCUAGGGGUUUAGGAAAAGGGAAUGCAAAAACUGAACCAAACCCAUUAAUUCACUUAUCAAAUCUGAUACCAAAUUGCAUUCUGUUUGCAAUGGUUCCUCCUGGUACCUGGUUCCGAUACCUGGUUCACAAGCUCGAGUUUUCCAUGGCUCACAGCUGGAAGAGCUACAAAAGAGGUUUAAUUUCUGACAGAGAAGUAGGUGAUGCUGUCUGGAAGAAUCUAUUCCAGGGAAAGUUGACAUACUUACACUGGAAUAAAGGAGAGGAAAUGGUCCCUACUAUAGAUGCGCAAGGUGGGACUCUGCUUGUCCGGAAACUACCAGCGGCAGACCCAUCGCGUGUUUUUGUUGGUGAUGUAGUGGUCUUGAAGGACCCUGGGAAGCCACAAAAUUAUCUAGUAAGAAGAUUGGCUGCUACUGAAGGGUAUGAAAUGGUGUCUACUGAUGAAAAGGAUGAACCUUUUGUCCUUGACAAGGAUGAAUGCUGGGUGCUGGCUGACAACAAAAUGUUGAAGCCAAGGGAAGCCCAUGAUAGUCGAGUAUUUGGUCCUGUUUCCAUGGCAAGCAUAGUUGGCAGAGUCAUAUAUUGCCUACGAACGGCUGUGGACCAUGGCCCUGUGCAGAAUAGUCUUUAUAGCAUGCGGAGGGAUUCACCCAUAUUGCAAGUGGAACUUGACGUUGAUGAGAUGGCAAAAAAUCACAAAGCCUAAAAGCACUCCUGCAUAAACCACUGGCUUAGUUAGUUUGUAUUCAUCAGAUUUGGGAUGGUGGCCCAUUUUUGGUUGACCAGGUUGGCCGAAGUUGAGGAAUGGGGUCUUUUAUCUUUUCCUACCGAAGAAUAUGAAGCGGCCUGUACGAUUUGAGUUUCAAUUCACAAAGAUUAUUGUCAUUUAGAAAACUCCCUGCUUCCUCCUUUUCCCAGAAAAAAAAAAAAAAAAAAAAAUUCCGGUCAUGCUAAAUUCUGGAUGCUUACUAUAUAUGAAAUUUGGAACCUGGAAGCCAUGGAUUGGUUUCGUUUCAAAUAUAUAAAUUGAGCAACACUUUUUGUUUUU